Molecule: messenger RNA, 717 nt
Organism: Salvia hispanica
Lineage: Eukaryota; Viridiplantae; Streptophyta; Magnoliopsida; Lamiales; Lamiaceae
Source: RefSeq, a predicted model, not a curated record
AUGAGUAAUGUUAAGCGCACCACACCGAGGGUGGUGGUAGAAAUGAGGGCCAUGAGUGCGAAGAGCAAGGAGUCUAGAAAGACAACAUUGCAACAUGCGAUCGAUCGGAAGUCCCUGACUUUAGGGUUUUUGUUGGUCUUGUUGGGACUACCGCAACGGAAGACACGGAAAUCAAACAGGUUCUUCGACGGCGUCCAGUACGGCAAAUACAUCCUCACGCAGUUCACCCCCUUCCAGGCCCUAAUCCAGCCGCUCGUCCCCGCGAUUAGAGUCUUCAAGAGCUUCCCCUUCAACGGAUUCCUCGUCUUCCUCACGCUCUAUUUCGUCGUCGUCAGGAAUCAGAACUUCAGCAGGUACGUCAGGUUCAACACUAUGCAGGCGAUUGUCCUCGAUGUGCUGCUGAUUUUCCCUGACCUGCUGGAGCGGACGUUCAAUCCGAGGGACGGCGUUGGAUUGGAUGUGUUGAUGAGUCUGGAUAGCACCGUGUUUUUGUUCCUGUUGGUUUCCUUGAUCUACGGCUCCUCUGCUUGCUUGCUCGGAAACCUUCCUAGAUUGCCGAUCGUUGCUGAGGCUGCUGACAGGCAGGUAUUGUGAAUCUCACCUCAUUCUUACGCAUUUAGCUUUCACCAUUGUAGCAGAUGAUUCGACAAUAGCGAUUUCUGUAAUGUGUAAUAAUUGUGAUGAUUUUAGCUGGUGAAAUAUAUGAUGAUUUUGGAA